Messenger RNA from Erigeron canadensis, 456 nucleotides. RefSeq lists its product as uncharacterized. The transcript has 3 exons. NCBI's taxonomy places the organism in Eukaryota, Viridiplantae, Streptophyta, Magnoliopsida, Asterales, Asteraceae. Bases 98 to 325 code for a protein of 75 amino acids. The record is from RefSeq and is a predicted model, not a curated record.
UAUUUUUGUCUAAAUUUAGAUCAGUUCACCUGAACACGAUCAAAAGAAACUUUCUUUUAAUUUCCUUUCUACAACCAUUUGUUAACCUGGAACGAAGAUGUCCAAGAUAAUUGUUGCAUCCAUAGCAGCUACUGCAUUUGGGUUCACAAUGGACCAUAUCAUUUCAAGUAAUAAGCUAUUUGGAGGUACAACUCCAAAAACAAUGAGCAAGGAAUGGGCAGAGGAAACAGAGAGGAUGAAAAAUGCAUGGCCUCGGGUGGCUGGACCUCCAGUCGUUUUAAACCCUAUCACUCGUCAGAAUUUCAUCGUUAAGUCUCGUGAUUGAUUAAUUGUUGAACCUACUUUAUCUAAUUUCAAAUAAUUAUGGCUAAUGCAACGUUAGCGGCCUAUAUGUACGUGCGAAUGAAAAUAAAAUCAAAGCUUCAUGUAAUUAAAAUCUUGAUUAUCAAAGUUUAA